Aspergillus wentii DTO 134E9 is the source of this 2541-nucleotide messenger RNA. RefSeq lists its product as uncharacterized. The record is from RefSeq and is a predicted model, not a curated record. Gene Ontology annotation, biological process: transmembrane transport. NCBI's taxonomy places the organism in Eukaryota, Fungi, Ascomycota, Eurotiomycetes, Eurotiales, Aspergillaceae. Gene Ontology annotation, molecular function: transmembrane transporter activity. The coding region runs from base 298 to 2085 and encodes 595 amino acids. The transcript has 4 exons.
GCGUCGUAUAUGCAUAAUACCCACCAACCAGAUGUAGCGAUAUAAAAAGAAAUGCCCUCUUGAUAACUCAUUACUCGAUCGUCCUUGAAGACGCCAAGCACAGCCUUGUAUAACCCUUGAAACAGCCAACAACCAACACAAUGACUCGUUGACAGCCCACGCCACGAACAAACCGGCGCCGGAACCGGUGACUUUUACAGCAUGCGGCAGUCAAACGCUGGAUACUCACUGCUGCUUCAGUUUUCCGUUUUGACAUUGACAGAAUCGCAUCUGCGUUGAUCUAUCUGCAUUUCCACCAUGACGAUGCCGGCCGAUCAAGAGGAUGUCCCCUCUGUUGCUGAUCGGGUUGCGCCUCAACACGAUGGACCCUCUACAGAUGAAGUGCCUCCAAUGGAGCUCCAAGGCUUGAAGCUAUACGCGAUCCUGGUGGGCAUCUUCAUCGGCGCAUUGCUAAUGUCUCUCGAUGUCUUUGUGAUAUCUACGGCCCUUCCAUCCAUCAUCGCCGACUUCCACGAUACAGCCGGCAUGUCCUGGUAUCCCGCCGCCUACUCGCUCACUGUCUGCGCCAUCACGCCUCUCGUCGGCAAGAUUGCCACCGUUUUCCCACUGCGCUGGGUGUAUCAGUGCUUCUUCCUGGUCUUCGAGAUUGGCAGUGCGAUAUGCGGCUUUGCGCCGAAUAGCGCGUCCUUUAUCGCAGGCAGGGCUAUCGCAGGCAUCGGCGCUGCUGGUGUCGCCGGGGGUGGAUUCACAAUCGUGCUGAACAUCUCCUCGCCGAAGAAACGGCCGAUCAACAUGGCUCUCAUCAGCAGCUGCUUCGGGAUCGGACUCAUCCUGGGCCCCAUCGUCGGCGGUGCACUCACGCAACAGGCAACAUGGCGCUGGUGUUUCUGGAUGAAUCUGCCCCCUGGCGCUAUCACUCUGGCUGCGCUGUUCUUCUUCUUUCACCCACCCCCGAUGCAGCGCGUCGAGGGCCUUCUCAAACGGAUUCAGAGCCUGGAUCUGAUCGGAUGUGCCAUGUUUGUCCCGGCCAUCUUCAUGGCGCUGAUGGCGUUGCAGUGGGGGGACAGCUGGGGCUGGUCCUCGCCGACAAUCAUCGGGCUGUUUGUGGGCGCUGGCGUGCUGCUGUUGCUGUUUGCCGCGUGGGAGGUGUGGAUGGACGAUGACGCAAUGAUCCCCCCGGUGGCCCUGCGCCGGACAGUGACUAUCUGCGUGCUCUUCACCUUCUGCCAUAUGGGGAUGAUGACCAUCCAGUCGUACUAUCUUCCUCAAUGGUUCCAGGGCGUGCAAGGAGUCGGUGCACUCGACAGCGGCGUCCGCUUACUGCCAUCGGUGCUAUCGCAGAUCGUGGGAUCUCUCAUUUCCGGUGCUUUAGCGCCGCACAUCAAGUAUUACAACCCAUGGUUCUUCAUCGAGCCAGUCCUCAUCUGCAUCGCCGCCGGGAUGUAUACGCGAUUCACCGUGUCGACGCCGGCCAGCCACUGGAUUGGCUUCCAGGUACUCUACGGACUGGGCAUUGGCCCUGGGAUGCAAAUGCCAUCGCUGGCAGUGCAGCUGGCCCUGAAGGACUGGCCCAAGCUGGUGCCCAUCGGUGUCUCACUGCUCCUGUUUGCACAGUAUCUGGGCGCCACUGUUUUCCAGGUCAUCGGAGGCACCAUCUUCAACUUGUAUCUGAAGCGGCGACUCACAGACAUUGGAUUGAGUACAGAGCAGGUUUCUCUGCUCCUCACGUCAGGAACCUCGCAGGUUCGCCAGACAGCCGCCAAGUAUUUUCCUGACCUGCUCGAGCCUGUGCUAGAGGCGCUCAACUAUGCCGUCACCAGAACCUUUUUUGCUCCAGUUGUGGCAGGGGGGGUCGCCUUUCUGCUUGCGUUUGGCGUUGAGUGGAAUAGAAUCGAGAUAGCCAAGAAGCCCGAGGACGACAAAGAGAUGGGCAGCCAACUGCAGCAUCGUGACCAGCCCUCUACGUUCGAAUUAGCCCCGCUAGCAGGCGAGCCUCAGGCGUCUCAGGCAUCACUCGAUGCCGGUGAGAUGUUCGAAACUGCCAAGCGGAGAUCCAAUACGGAAAGCUGGAGCCCAGUCCGAUAGCAGACAAUCAAUGGAGCAGCAUUCUUCAGAUGAAGCGGUUAUUCCAGCUGAAGAGGGUAUUACUAUAUUGUUUGCCAAUCAGUUGGCCGUUCUUGACGCCGAGGUCGAACAACAUGUCGGACGGGAAAUGCCCGAAGAUGUGCGUCAGCUGGAAUGACCAAGGGGUAAAGGCAGUUUUCAGGUCAUAUUAAUCCCGGACUGAUAAAUCAGAAGAUAAGGCAGUGUGAUAAGGCAGUGUGAUUAAGUGAUUCUGCAGGUGAUAAUGCCGAGAUUCAGCUACAGUCAGAUUAUCAGUCUAUGCGUGAAUGUCUUGUAUCUUGAUAGUAUCAUAUUACCUUAAUGUGGACAUAUCGCACGGAAUAUAAACUGGCAGCAUGCCAUUGCCCGUUCUGACAAACUUUAAAGACAGGCUGGGCAUGAAUAACCAUCCCAUGAUAGAAUGACACCUCGAGUUAC